Molecule: messenger RNA, 1256 nt
Organism: Dendroctonus ponderosae (mountain pine beetle)
Lineage: Eukaryota; Metazoa; Arthropoda; Insecta; Coleoptera; Curculionidae
Product: SH3 domain-binding glutamic acid-rich protein homolog
Exons: 4
Coding region: 156-776 (206 amino acids)
Cellular component (GO): cytoplasm
Source: RefSeq, a predicted model, not a curated record
UAAUAGGUGUUAUUACAAAUCGCCUACAGUUAGUAAAAACUGUUGUACUCAUGGCAUCGCUGUUAAGUGCCACCCGCAGUUAAAAGUGAAAAAAAUUCCUGAAACUCAAAUAUCAAAUAUUUUCUUAUUUUUUAAAUAUCAUUUAAUUAAGAGAAAUGGUUGUUAAGGUGUACAUUAGCGGGAUGUCCGGCAACAAAGAGGUGAAGAAGCGCCAACAAAGGGUAACACUAAUCUUGGACUCCAAAAGUGUUACCUACGACCUGUUGGACAUUGCGGAGCCCAAUAUGGAAGAAGCAAAGGAAUACAUGCAGACGCAUUCCAAACUUAUGGGCUGCACCAUCAGUGACCCCAACCCAAGACACCCGUUGCCGCCUCAGAUUUUUAAUGAUGAUGAAUACUGUGGGGACUAUGACGCUUUUGAUAUGGCAAACGAAGUGGACGAAAUGGAUCAGUUUCUAAAACUCGCCCCCAGCAUCACCUCGAACGCUGAAGUGAAACUGGGCAAUGGCGACGUCCAGAACGAAGACAAGUCGAAGGAACCGUCUCCCGAAAAAGAGGGAAAUGAAUUGAAUGGCCCCGAGGCGCAAGAGAACGGCGAAGAAGAGGCGCCGAAGGAAAAAUCUGCAACUCCGCAAAACGAAAAAUCUCCAUCGCCUCAAAAGGAAAAAUCUCCAUCUCCUCAAAAAGAAAAAUCUCCAUCACCAGCAGUUGCUGAUGGCGAAGACGUCAAAACGAGUAGAGAAAACAAUGCGGAUGAAGCUGAAACUGAAGAUUAGUCUGAAUAAUAUUUUCAAUUAUCAAAGUUUAUACGAUUUUGGUGUUUUUCAAGGACUGCCUUUUUUGCCGAACUGAAAACUGUUUAGAUCGAUAGGGCUAAAUGUGUUCUGGCAGACUUUGCAAAUCUAUAUAUACACCUGCUACGAAGAUUUUUUAAAGACAUAUUUUACACAUCUAUUUAUUAUCCAUUGUUGCUAUUUAAUUUAAAAAAUAUAUAUAUCUUAAGAGACAUUUCUAUAAGUCCAUGGCGUUUCUUUGUCGCUUUUGUCACAAUUUAUUAAAAGAAGCGACUGUAUGUGAAAAGUAUUAUUUGAAGUGGCUGUUGCUUAUGGCUUGGUCCUAACUAUUUAUGUUGCUGAUAAUCAAAAUAGCUAUUACAGAAUUUAUUGUUGGCAUUAUUUUAUGUACGUUAAUUCUUGUAAUUAAGAAAAUAUUCAUGAUCUUCUUAAAUUUGCCAUUAAAUUCAUUUUUAAUCCUAA